AUGUUUAGAAAUAACUACGACAACGACUCCGUGACCUUCUCGCCCCAAGGCCGGAUAUUUCAGGUGGAAUAUGCACAGGAGGCUGUAAAGCAGGGUUCGGUGGUAGUGGGCAUAGUCAGCAAGACACACGCCGUCCUCGCUGCCCUCAAGCGAAAUGCGGAGGAGCUAUCUUCAUACCAAAAGAAGGUCAUUGCUAUUGACUCCCAUAUGGGAAUUGCCAUUGCCGGUCUUGCCUCUGAUGCCCGUGUCCUGUCCAACUUUAUGAAACAACAAUCCCUAGCUUCUAAGAUGACGUACGGCCGCCCGCUCCAAGUAGAGCGUAUCGUCAGCCGAAUCGGAGAACGUGCACAGACGAACACACAGCAGUACGGAAAGAGACCUUACGGUGUCGGUUUACUGGUUGCCGGUGUCGACGAGGCAGGACCCCAUCUCUUCGAAUUUCAGCCCUCCGGCAUGACACAGGAGAUGGUUGCGUGUGCAAUUGGAGCCAGGAGCCAGAUGGCCAGGACAUAUUUAGAAAGGAACUUGGAUUCGUUUGCUGACUGUGGACGUGAGGCCUUGAUCAACCAUGCAUUGAAGGCAUUGAAGGAGAGCUUGUCGCAAGACCGGGAAUUGACCAUUGAUAAUACGACCGUGGGCAUUGCUGGCGUGCCGAGUGCGGCUACCAAUGGAAAGAUUGAUACCUUUAAAUUAUACGACGGGCCUGAUGUCACGGCGUUCCUGGAGAGUGCUCAUGAAGAGGCGAGCGCUGCACCGGCAGAAACCCAACCAUCAGCAGAGGCAAUGGAGGUAGACUCGUGA
Arthroderma uncinatum is the source of this 801-nucleotide messenger RNA. Its product is annotated as proteasome subunit alpha. The coding region runs from base 1 to 801 and encodes 266 amino acids. Gene Ontology annotation, biological process: ubiquitin-dependent protein catabolic process. The record is from RefSeq and is a predicted model, not a curated record. The transcript is spliced from 3 exons. Lineage: Eukaryota; Fungi; Ascomycota; Eurotiomycetes; Onygenales; Arthrodermataceae. Gene Ontology annotation, cellular component: nucleus; proteasome core complex; proteasome core complex, alpha-subunit complex.